AUGGACGAACAGCGGCCACUGCCUCCGCUGGAGGAGAUAUAUACUCAAGUGUCAAGACACGCGUUGGGAAACAACGAACAGCUUGGUGCAGCUGCGACCGCAGCGGAAGCCUUUGUCUCGGUUGCGGCCCCGGUCCGUCAGCAGCGAGAGGACACCAAUGCCACCGAGCCUGUCGUGGAACACCGAACGUCUUUAAACGUGCCUACUGAGCAGCUUGUUCCCACACCUUACCCUGCGAAGCGUGCCAGAAAAGCGGGAGUACUUGCGUUCCGCGCGAGGUCGCCAGUCAGCAGGGUUCAUCCUGACCAGCCCUCUAGUGACACCUCAAGAGCAUAUGAGGUUCACGCCAGCGCAUCUAUGGAGGGACACCGAUGGAGCGUGUCCGAUAUGGGCCGCGCUUCAGAUGUCGCCGUCCCAAGAAACAGUGGUGCUAAACGAGGCUCACCCAUUACGUGCCCUGCAGACGUUACUGCUCGUGGGGAAAGGUAUGAGGUUAUCGAUGAUGAGAACAGCACUCUCCCAUCCGAAACUGGCGUAAAUGCAGGCUGGGGACCCCCGCUUAGCGCAAUCGCACUCCCGAACUCGUAUAUGUCCGCAGACAACUCGACAGAGGAUCAUACAGCAGAUGCAUGGUACUCGAUGCCGUGGGCUACGGAGCCAUACUCGUGGGAGACUUUGCCUGCAUCUUUCUGGGGUUGGACCUGGUCUCAAGCCGACAAUGUGGCCCCCUCCGAGACCGACGAGCUGUACCCUCCGGGUCCCUCCUUUGAUCCACAGGAGGCUAUUCCCUCGUCUGAUGCACUCGGGAUCUCUUCUAUCAUAGAAACUGCGCCACCGAGCUUUCCUCGCUUGCAGCAUGUUAAGGACGGCAGCUUGGCGCUCCCGGCUGAGUCUCCAAUGCUAUCGCCUCCCUGGGAUCCAUUGACGCCUGUUUCCGCAGCACUGCCUAUGACGGACUUCCACCGCCACAGCUUGCAUCAACAACCAUUCGCGCCCAUCCCUGUUCGGAACAUCGAGUCGACAGUACCCCCAUGGCUACCGACUAUGGUGGAUUACCAGGGGAGUGAAGUCAUCCCGUUCGAUAACGUCGGUGCCAACAGACAGGAGUCAUCGUGUCAUGUCACGGCGCCGGAAGGCCAGGUCGAGCAUCGUCACUCGACCUCGGUAUGUGGCUUCAAUGCUCACAAGAAACGGGAACCGCUUGCGUAGUAGGAACGCGGAAACUUGCUUGUCUAUAUGUCCAUGAAUUAUGAUACAAUGUCGUUCAUGAUAGGUUGGUGCUUUUUUACAAAUGG
Molecule: messenger RNA, 1295 nt
Organism: Aspergillus welwitschiae
Lineage: Eukaryota; Fungi; Ascomycota; Eurotiomycetes; Eurotiales; Aspergillaceae
Exons: 5
Coding region: 1-1209 (402 amino acids)
Source: RefSeq, a predicted model, not a curated record